Messenger RNA from Synchiropus splendidus (mandarinfish), 2546 nucleotides. RefSeq names its product mitochondrial glycine transporter B-like. The transcript is spliced from 8 exons. Lineage: Eukaryota; Metazoa; Chordata; Actinopteri; Syngnathiformes; Callionymidae. Gene Ontology annotation, molecular function: glycine transmembrane transporter activity. Gene Ontology annotation, biological process: glycine import into mitochondrion. The record is from RefSeq and is a predicted model, not a curated record. Gene Ontology annotation, cellular component: mitochondrion; mitochondrial inner membrane. Bases 408 to 1268 code for a protein of 286 amino acids.
GCUCUGCCAUACCGCUUCUACUUUUCAUGACAUACAAGCGUCUUUGAAAUGGAACGGUGGUUGGUCUCGUGCAGUAGACUGAUUCAAGCCUUGGAAGCCAGCAGCUUUGUUCAAUAAGAAACAUGAACUCAGUUUGUCCUACGACGCGGGGUGUCCUGUUUUGUUUACUUUUGCUUCUGAGACUCCACGGUUUGACAGAAAUGCUGACAGUAGACUUUGGUUUCUUAGCAUUGUGUGUCAACUCGUCUGAAGCGACACAUCAUGUGAAGCGAAACUAAACUUGGAGAGGUGGAAACUCGAUCGUCAGUCUUGUCUGACCAAAAGAUACCAAGCGUCAACGGCAAAUACGAGCGAGCUUAAAAACGGCAGCAGCAGAUGUGGGUGACACUUCUACAUCCUCCAAAAGGAUGGAGCUAGCAUCGGCUCACCCGGCUCUCAAAGCCUUCAUGUGUGGCUCUCUCAGUGGCACCUGCUCGACGCUGCUCUUUCAGCCUUUGGAUCUUGUCAAGACGCGAUUGCAGACCCUGCAGAACAAUGCCAAGCCUGGGUCUCCAAAAGUGGGCAUGUUCGCAGUCUUCAUCAAUGUCAUUAAAACAGAGAACUUCUUCAGUCUCUGGAAAGGUGUUACACCGUCAUUUGUGCGCUGCAUUCCUGGUGUGGGAAUCUACUUCAGUACUUUCUACUCACUAAAGCAACACUUCUUCCUGGACCGAGCGCCCAACGCUGGUGAGGCCGUCCUGCUCGGUGCAGGGGCCCGGGCCGUGGCUGGAGUCUGCAUGCUGCCCUUCACUGUCAUCAAAACUCGCUUUGAGAGUGGCUGCUACAAUUACUCCAGUGUUGCCGGAGCGCUCAGCAGUGUUUACAAGACAGAGGGAGUCAGAGCUCUGUUCUCUGGGCUGACGGCCACCCUGCUCAGAGACGCCCCCUUCUCUGGGAUCUACGUCAUGUUCUACAGCCAGGCCAAGAGGGCGCUGCCUCAAGAGGUGACCUCCACAGUCUACGUCCCUCUGGUGAAUUUUAGCUGUGGCGUGGUGGCAGGCGUCCUGGCAUCGCUGGCCACUCAACCUGCUGACGUAUUGAAGACUCACAUUCAAGUCCGGCCGUCGCACUGCAGCACUGCAGACGCUUUUCGCUACAUCUACAGGGAACAUGGCCUGAAGGGUUUUUUUCGUGGGGCUGUGCCCAGAUCUCUGCGGCGCACUCUGAUGGCCGCGAUGGCCUGGACUGUUUAUGAACAGCUGAUGGCUCGAAUGGGACUGAAAUCCUGAGUGGUGAUGAACAAAUGGAUGGGAUGGGAUGUGAUGGUGAUGCCUGAAACUAAGCAGCUGAAAGAACAAUGCAUAUCCAGUGCUUGUGCGUCUCCGUCAAUGUGUCUUGGAUCUGAAGUGUGUGAGUCUUUGACUUCCCCUCUGUUUUGUGUGAUUGUUCAUGAUCCGUCUGCUCUCUGAUGUGAAGUGAAAUGUUUUUGCUUUAUGCCCUUUUGCUGUGUUUCCAAAGCUCCUGGGCAGCACUGUGGAUUUGACCUAGAGAGUUAUCAGGACAGACUGAGGAGACUCCAAACAUCUGCUGGAAAACCCUGCAGAAACAGUAGUCAUAGUUUUUUUUUUACAAUGUUUUUUGUCAAAUGACUUUCGUAUAUGCCUUAGACAAUCACACUUUUGCUGCCCGCUGAACAAUGCCAACAUGAGUCAUAUUGAGAAUGACCUACUGAAACCUUCUUUAACUCAAGCAUAUCAAGUUUUUAAAUAUUUAUACAUUUUCAAAAUGAAAAACUUUUCUUUAGUUUAGAGGUUUUUUUGUGAUCAGCUCUUCUUCUUUGGUCCUGAAUUAAAUCCAUGCUGUGGUCAAGAGCUUUUCAGAAGCAAUAGUUUCUCAUAGUCUGUUACUGAGAUUUGUUUCAGAUUUAUACAAGUACAUUGAAAUUAAAUUGUUUAUUUUUGCACAACUAGAGUAUGUUAGGUAUCAGCCCUGAAGAGAGAGUUGGCUGGAUUUGUGACCAAGACAUUGGUUACUAUAUGGAUUUUUGCUGAUGGUACCAUUAUCUGUAACUUCUAUUGUGGAUUUCUUUGUUAUUUAUUGUUGAUAAUGUCAAUGCACUAUAUCAAAUCUAGGGUGAUAUAGAGAGGAGGUGAUCUGAAGAAACCACACUCCUUCAGCAAAAAAAAAAAAAGAGUUUGUAUUCUGUUGUCUUAUGACAUGAGGGUACUCCAAACUGGAUGCAAACGUUCAAACAUGUUGUAAUAUCCUCUAAGUGCUUUCUCAUGUAUGUGUUCAGUAUUUAACUGGAGUAACGUGCAGUGCCAUUACACCUGUUAGCUAGUAGAGAACCUUGUCACACCGGUAACCCUCAUUGGCACACACGUGAUGUUGGAUCGUCGUCUGUGUUGUUCCUGCUGUUUCUUUCUUAUUUUUUUCCAAUAGCCUGUGCGUGCCUGUGCUUAGAUACCAGGUCAGUUUUUGAACAUUCGUGCACUCGUCUGUUGUUCUGAGCAGGGUUGUGGUGCAGCUUGGUUCAACUGAUGUCAAUAAAUAUGGUUUGAUCUACA